Molecule: messenger RNA, 1494 nt
Organism: Nematocida minor
Lineage: Eukaryota; Fungi; Microsporidia
Product: histidyl-tRNA synthetase
Exons: 1
Coding region: 1-1494 (497 amino acids)
Biological process (GO): mitochondrial translation
Cellular component (GO): cytoplasm; mitochondrion
Source: RefSeq, a predicted model, not a curated record
AUGGACCAGCUAAUUAAGACAGCGAAGGGAACCAGAGACUACGCAGGGAAAGACAAAAUACUGAUAGACAGGAUAAUAGCUGAAAUAGAAAAGAUUUACAAAAGACGAGGAGCUGUGCCGUUUGACACGCCCACCUUUGAGAUAAAAGCGAUUUUAAUGAACAAGUACGGGGAAGACUCCAAGCUCAUCUACGACCUUGCAGACCAGGGAGGAGAGCUGUGCGCGCUCCGAUACGAUCUGACAGUGCCGUUUGCGAGGUAUCUUGCAAUGACAAAAACGGUGAAAAUGAAAAGAUAUCACACGGCAAAGGUGUUCAGAAGAGACCAGCCUGCGCUAGUGAAGGGAAGAUACAGAGAGUUCUACCAGAGUGACUUUGAUAUAGUGGGAGAAUACGCGCACAUGGCCGCAGAUGCAGAAAUAGUCUCAACAACACACGAUGUUCUGAAAAACUUCUCAAAAGAUAUGAAAAACAGAUCAUUCUACAUCAGACUAAACCACAAGAAGCUGGUUGACAGUCUGAUGGAGGUGUGCGGAAUAGACGCAUCGCUCGCAGGGACCAUAGGAAGCUCAAUAGACAAACUCGAUAAAAUGGCAUGGAAAGAGGUGGCCAAAGAAAUGGAGGAGAAAGGAGCGCACGCAGAGUCAAUAGAAAAAAUAAAAGAUCUGAUCAAAAUAAAAGGAUCGUUUGAGAUUAUCAGUCUUCUUAAAUCGUCAGAGAUAGGGCAGACCGAAAAAGGAAAACAGGCUAUCGAUGAUCUUGUGCGCCUGCACGAGCUGCUGGUUGUGUACGGCGUAGACGAGCAGGUUGUGCUUGACAUAAGCCUGAUACGCGGCCUGGAGUACUACACAGGCAUUCUUCUGGAGGGAGGCUACGAGGGAAUAGAAGGAACUCUGGUAGCAGGCGGCAGAUACGAUGGGCUGGUGAACAGCUUGUUUGAGAUCAAGCACCCAGAGACACACGAAAUUGCAGAAGGAUUAGACAAUUUGGAGCUGUCAAAAAAAACAAAAAAGAAACAAAAACAAAAAAACAACGCAGAAGAGGUAAAGUGUGUGGGAGUUAGCCUGGGCGUAAGCAGGCUGUUCAGUCUAAUCGACACGCCAGAGAAAAAAACAUACACAGAAGUUCUUGUGUGCUCCGUAGGGUCCAAUCUUCUCGAAGAAAGAAUUAAGAUGUGUGUGCAUCUCAGAAAGAACAAAAUAAACAGCGAGUACUUCAUGGGAGACUCUUCAAACUUCUCAAGACACAGCGAGUAUGCGGACGCAAUAGGAGCAGAAAUUCUUGUGUUGAUAGGAAGAAAAGAGCUGGAAGAGGAAACUUUCCAGGUGAUCCGAGGAAGUAAGCAGAACAGAAUAAAAAGCACUGUGCACAUUUCAAAUCUCAUUCCAGAGAUAAAAAAGAUAAUUGCAGAGAAGAGCAGAAAAGAAGAAGAAAACUCGUCCGAAGAGAAAGACUCAGUAGACUCCGAAGAGGCGAUAUUUAGAGCUCAGAUAUAA